Molecule: messenger RNA, 1215 nt
Organism: Oldenlandia corymbosa var. corymbosa
Lineage: Eukaryota; Viridiplantae; Streptophyta; Magnoliopsida; Gentianales; Rubiaceae
Source: the annotation of a GenBank genome assembly
AUGGAAGGCGAGGAAGAAAAAGUUGACAUGAUGAUGCAGAGGAACUUUGAUGCUACCGAACAUUGGUUCAGAAUGGGAAGAAUGCAGCAGCCGAAACAUGACAAACUGCGUUCUUCUUCUUCAUCAUUAUCAUCAAAUGAGUACUUUGAGGGAGUGAACCAGUUUGACCGCAGCCAGGUUGAGUCCUUGGACACCGAUGAACCUCCACAUUGCUGGGAUCUUCCGGUGGUGACAUUAACAAGCAUCGCGCUGACGCUUCCUAAAGUCGAUCUUGAGCAGAAACAGCAAUUGAUACAGAGUGUAACUGAGGCCCUCAUUUACAUCAGGAUCAUAGAAGACAGAUUAGAUACCAAAAGGGAACUCAUAAACAUCAGGAACGCGGCAGCGGUGAUAUGGAUAGGAGUUGAUCUUUACUUCAAAUGGCUCGAUGUGGACCUCCUCCACGCCUUCCAGUACCACAAAAUCACACCUUCAAAGGAAAUACUUGACCAGCUUUCGGAUUCAGCAAAGCACAGGUUUAAGCAUAAGACUUUACAAAUUAAAGCCUUAGGGAGCGCUAUCCCAAAAGCUGUGGCUACAGGGGAGCUGAUAAAGGCUCGAUUGAGUGAAGUGAAUCAGACAGUGACUACCUUGAUGACAAAUGGUGUAUCUACAAUUAUAAUAACAUUGGCAAUAAUUUCUCCUCAGUCCUCGCAGAAUCAGAACAGUUGUGUACAACAAAAGAGUCCUGCAUAUGUUGCUGCUGCUAUGACUUCAAAAGAACAAAUGAUAUGGAGAAAGGUGAAUGUCCCAGUUCCAAAAAGUUCUUGUUUUGUGGCUGAUAAUACUUGUACCAAACUAUCUAGGAAGAUGGCGCAACAACGAACAACGGAGAUGGAGGCAUGCCUUAUGACUGCCAAAGAAAUGCCAAGGGAGCUCCAUGAAGGAGAGCCAUUUGUGAGGGCAUCUACAACUACUUAUGAUGUUGGAUGCUCCAUGGAACCUCAGACCCCUCAGCUGAUGGGGACCAUUGAAGGCCAACAACCCAGACCACCAGUAUGUAGUAAAUUAUGGCUGCAAACUCAGGUACUUAAUAGGAGGACCAAGCUCAUAUUUAAGAAAAGAGGUUUGGCAAGAACUGGAACCAAAUCUAAGUCUGGAUCACAAGGAAGCGUGGUUGGGAGCCAGGAACUCAAAACUCCACCCACCAAUGGGCUGAAGAAAUCAGGAAUCUAG